Fonsecaea multimorphosa CBS 102226 is the source of this 1806-nucleotide messenger RNA. RefSeq lists its product as uncharacterized. The record is from RefSeq and is a predicted model, not a curated record. Bases 1 to 1806 code for a protein of 601 amino acids. Gene Ontology annotation, cellular component: small-subunit processome. NCBI's taxonomy places the organism in Eukaryota, Fungi, Ascomycota, Eurotiomycetes, Chaetothyriales, Herpotrichiellaceae. Gene Ontology annotation, molecular function: protein binding; snoRNA binding. The transcript has a single exon.
AUGUCUUCCUUCUUCACCCUUCCCGCAUCACAGAGGAAGAGAAAACGAGAAAAUCCUGCCCCGGGCAAGGCGAGGAAAAGGCGGGAGGUCGAACGUGAGGACCGAGCACGAGAGCAGCCAGACAACAACCUUCGUCGGAAAGGCAAACAACCCCGGGAUCAAGAUCGACAGCGAAACGAAUCAAUAUCUGGGAGCGAGUCUGAAGACGAGAUCCAACCAGAAAGCGAUGUCGAGCAGUCAGAAGCUACCUCCGAAGAAGACGAGACUGCGGCCGAGCGACGAGUCAGGCUUGCACAACGAUACUUGGAUAACAUCAGGCAAGAGAUAGACGAAACUGGGUUUGAUGCCGAAGAUCUUGACAGAGACUUGAUUGCACAACGACUGAAAGAGGACGUUGACGAGGCAAAAGGCAGACAGUAUCGACUGAUUGCCCAGAAUCUGGAUUUUGCAAAUGCUACUCACACUGCUUUUCGUGCGGACACGGAAUCGACUACUGGCGUUGCAGUUUGUCAACCUUAUGUGUACACCGUGAGUAAGGACAAGACCCUGAUAAAAUGGCAACUUCAACCACCGAGCACCUCAGACGGGCAAAAAUCAACAGCUUCACGCCGACGGCGGCCGGAACAACUGGCGUAUGCUCGAGGCAUCAAAAUCAGGGCAUCAGCGCCUCAGCAGCAUGGCCAUACCGCACGGAUUCUUUCUGUCGCAGCCUCACCGGACGGCAAAUUCGUGGCCACGGGGGGAGCGGACAAGAAACUUAUAAUUUGGUCAGCAGAAGACCUGCGGCCAUUGAAGACAUUCACCACGCACAGAGAUGGAGUUACGGGACUUGCAUUCGCACCAAACUCAGCGAGUCGAGGCGGCUUUGGUCAACAGCUGUUCAGUGCAAGCAUGGAUCGCUCCUUGAAAACAUACAGCUUGGCUGGUGAGGAUAGUCUUGCGUACGUGGAGACAUUGUUCGGUCAUCAAGACCAUAUUGUCGAUGUCUCGGCCGUGUCCGUGGAUCAGUGCGUAACAGUUGGCGCUCGAGAUCGAAAAGCCUUGUGGUGGAAGGUUGUGGACGAAUCUCUCACCAAGUUUCUGGGCGACAGUUCCAAAAACGAUGAGUACCAGGCUGGCAGUCUGGAUUGCGUGGUUGCCUUGCCGCCGCAGAACUUUGUGACAGGUUCUGACGCAGGCACUAUCAGUCUAUGGAAUAUUCACAAAAAAAAGGCUGUUUUCACCAUUCAGAUUGCACAUGGUGUGGAAGAGCCGCCUCCAUUUGAAGAGGUGACCUCCGAAGUAGAUCCGAAGGUUAUCGAGGCAUUGAAAAAAGAUGACAGGCGAAGACCAAUCCCCCGGGCUAUCACUGCUUUGGCGGCUGUGCCUGGCACUGAUGUGGUAUUGAGCGGGAGUUGGGAUGGUUGGAUCCGUGCAUGGAAACUGAGCGAUGACAAAAAAGCGCUAUCUCCUCUUGGACCUGUGGGAAGGGUUGAGGAAGGUUCGGAGUUGCAAAAUGGGGCCGUCAAUGGGGGGUCAGACCAGAGGAACGGGCAUGUGAACGGGGAUACUAAUACGGCCAAGGAUAGGACGGCUGCAUCAGCGCAUGCACCACAGCGCCCAGUGCGUGGCUUUGUCAAUUCUCUGGCAGUGUUCGAGCGAAGAAAACUCAUCACCAACGAAUUUGGAGGCAAGAAGGAAGGCGAGUGUCAGGGUCUGUGCAUCGUGGCUGGCACUGGCAAGGAGAUGCGGUUGGGACGGUGGAGGAAGUUGCGCGAAGGGCGGAAUGGUGCGAUAGUGUUUGAAGUGCCAUUGAAGUCGAGCUAG